Colletotrichum aenigma is the source of this 1329-nucleotide messenger RNA. It is a transcript of the gene rpa49, whose product is annotated as DNA-directed RNA polymerase I subunit rpa49. The record is from RefSeq and is a predicted model, not a curated record. The coding region runs from base 1 to 1329 and encodes 442 amino acids. Gene Ontology annotation, biological process: nucleolar large rRNA transcription by RNA polymerase I; transcription elongation by RNA polymerase I; RNA polymerase I preinitiation complex assembly. Lineage: Eukaryota; Fungi; Ascomycota; Sordariomycetes; Glomerellales; Glomerellaceae. Gene Ontology annotation, cellular component: RNA polymerase I complex. The transcript has 3 exons. Gene Ontology annotation, molecular function: DNA binding.
AUGGCGGACGCCAACGGAAGAAAGAGGAAGAGAGACGGCGACGCCGCCGUCAAGGCGAAGAAGCAGGCUACCGGAAUGCCGUCAAAAUUCACGAUCUCUUCGAUUUCACAGGCCAAGCUCUGCCCACCUGUCGUUGCCUCUUCCCCUGGCAUUAGGAUAUCAAAGAACACUCCUUUUACCCCAUACGUCAAGUCAGACAUUCAAUUGUCAGGCAGGCGCAAACAGAAGACCCCCGCAGUGGCGCAGGACCUCGUUCUGCACUCGAAUACUCACCAGACGAUGGACUACACGGCUAGAGAAGACGGCAACGGCGACUCCGAAAAGUCGUUGAAGCACUACAUUGGAGUGUUUGACCCGAAGACGGGCAAGCUGGAAGUGGUGGAGGCCAAGAAGAUGGUGGUUCGGGGCACAGCCAGAGCCAAGCAGGCCUCAGAUGAGGCAAUGACUGCGCCAGCAGACUACCAGAGCUUCUACGCGCUCAAGACCGAUCUUGGUCAGACCUUCGGUACGAGGAAGGCCAAGAAGGCCAUCGAGUCUGUCACACUCAACGCCAUCGACCCCAACAAGGGCAAGGCUGGCGCUUCGCCCCGCAAGUCUACAGCCGCGGACAAGGCAACGCUCAAGCAGAUCGGCGAGAUCACCGCGACUAUGGCGUCCAAGGAAGAGCUCCAAGACAUCGUCGACCAGGCCAAGCCCGUCCCCCGUCCCAACCUCGAGGCCGACGCCAUCCAGGAUGUGUACGAUCCCGACGAGUUCAUCGGGCGCGAGGUCCUCGCCGCUGUCCCCGUCAAGGACUGGAUCGAGCCCACCAAGAAGGGCGAGGACGUGCAGGUCUACUCCAGGCACGUGGCUGCGCGCGUCAAGAAGAUUGUUGACACUGGAAACGUUACCAAGAUCCGCCUUCUGCGCUACUUCUACUUUUUGUUCCUGUUCUAUACGAUGGCACAACCAGGAAAGCAACGCGGCACGAAGCGUGUCCCUCCCCGCGAAAAGCUCAAGGAGAAGCUCGCGCCGGCUCCUCAGGCUGUUAUCGAGCAGAUCCGUCGCAAGUUCUCAGAUGGCGGCGAGAUCCGCAAGUUCCACAGCGAUUUGCUUAUUGCGCACUGCUGCGCUUUGGCUUGUAUCAUCGAUAACUUCGAGGUCGAUACUUCUAAGCUGCGGGAGGAUAUGCGUCUCGACCAGAAGGAUAUGAAUACCUACUUUUACGAGAUUGGUGCCCGCGUAAAGCCUGUCGCUGGCAAGGAGAAGGGCAAGCAACACCAUGUUGCGAAAUUGGCCCUGCCACUACAGUUCCCCAAGCUCAGAUCUCUCGCACCCAAGCGCCGCUAG